AUGGAGGAUUCGGGAGCGAUACUGUGCCAAAUCUCAUCCCUGACGGCCAUGCUCGAUCAGGUGAACGAAGAACUUGAGGCCAACAUUCAGAUAAUGCGGGAGAUCGAGUCGGAGAUUGUGAAAUGCUCCGAGUUCGAGAACGCGAAAGAAUCUGAUCUCACCAAGACGCUCUACGUGUCGCAGUUUGAGCUCAUCGGACUCGUCUUCGUCACCAAGGAUUUAAGAAGCUCGAUAGAUAAUUUGGGGAGAGAAUUGGAUAUCAUGAGGUUAGAGCAGGAUGAGACAGUUAAGAGAAUCCAUGAAAAUCGGGAAAGGUUUAUGGCAUUGUGCAUAGAGUUCCAGAAGGACAUUGAUAAGGGUUGUGGCAGUGUACGACUGAGGGCUCAGCUGUCUGAGAGAGAGUGCCUUCAAAAUGAGAUGCUUAUGUUGGAUGAGAAGAACAAAGCUUUGAAGAACUCGAUGAUGGCAUUUAUUGAGGGGAUUCUUGAAGAUCUUAAUAGUGGCAACUCUGCUUUGCAGACUGAGAUACAGAACAUAAAUCAGGAGAACGAGAAAUUGCUGAAGGAUAUUGAUAACAUAAAAACUUCAUUGCUCUCAAGUUUUGCAUAUGAAGAUAUCAGUGGUAAGAUUUUUGUCCUGAUAUGCAUGAUUGAGACGAUUAACCAUCUCCUUAGAUUUUGA
This is a messenger RNA of Argentina anserina (silverweed cinquefoil), 681 nucleotides long. RefSeq lists its product as uncharacterized. The transcript is spliced from 5 exons. Lineage: Eukaryota; Viridiplantae; Streptophyta; Magnoliopsida; Rosales; Rosaceae. The record is from RefSeq and is a predicted model, not a curated record. Bases 1 to 681 code for a protein of 226 amino acids.